This is a messenger RNA of Astyanax mexicanus (Mexican tetra), 4521 nucleotides long. RefSeq names its product protein kinase D2 (gene prkd2). NCBI's taxonomy places the organism in Eukaryota, Metazoa, Chordata, Actinopteri, Characiformes, Acestrorhamphidae. Gene Ontology annotation, biological process: protein phosphorylation. Gene Ontology annotation, molecular function: ATP binding; protein serine/threonine kinase activity. The transcript has 18 exons. The record is from RefSeq and is a predicted model, not a curated record. Bases 549 to 3320 code for a protein of 923 amino acids.
GGCGAGAGGGCGUGGCUUUAAGUCACUGUGGCAAAGCACACCCAUGUCAGCUCAAUUCGACUCGAUCACCAAACAUCGUUCCACUCGCAAACCGAUCAGAACCCAUCCUUCAUCUUCACCUUCAUCAUCAGCACCAUCAUCUUCACCUUCCUUAUCUCGCCGGCCGCGUGCUGCUCGUCGUCCCCUGUACCCGCGCGCCCGGCCGGUUCUCUCGGCGGAGGGAUUCCUCCUGAAGUUCGGAGGAGGAAGGUUGCGGAGCUGGAGGGUUGCUGAAGCUAUAGUAUAGCAGUAAUAUGGUAAUAUGUAAUAUGUAAUAUGGUAGUAGUACCAUAGUGUAGUAGUGUUAGGGGUAACAGUAGUGGACGGGCGGCUCUCUGAACUAAAAGGCGCUCCGCGGUGUGUUUAGUUUAGAGAGCGGAAGAGGAGAGAAGUAGCACUUCCUGGAGAGGGAGCGUUUUUCCUGUUCUCCUACAGAACAACAGCAGCAGCUCCGCGGGGGACUGGGAGUGCUGGGAUUUACUGGGUGUAACUGGCUGUAGGUGCCCAGGAUGGCCAAUGGUAGCCCUGAUAUGCCCCCAGGACCCCUGUCCCAGGUUUUCUUCCCACCGGGUGGGUCUGUCCUCCCCGGGGCUGUUCUGAUCCAGCAUGCUGCCUCUGUCUCACUGCCAGCGGCUCAUAUCCCGGGCUCCUCGACGGCGGAGAUAGGGCUGCACCAGGGUCCCGGCGGCGCUGCCAGUGUGCCCGCGGUGCCCCCGACUCCAGGCGGGGUUUCCUUCAUCAUCCAGAUCGGGCUGACCAGAGAGUCCGUGCUGCUCCCCCAGACCGCUGACCUGGCCUAUGUCAAACAGGUGGCCUGCUCCAUUGUGGACCAAAAGUUUCCUGAGUGCGGCUUUUAUGGUAUUUAUGACAAAAUCCUGCUUUUCAAACAUGACACGAGCACCAACAACAUCUUACAACUGGUGAAGUCUGCAGCUGAUAUCCAGGAGGGAGAUCUAGUGGAAGUGGUGCUGUCUGCGGCUGCCACUGUUGAGGAUUUCCAGAUUCGUCCACAUGCUCUAAAUGUGCACUCUUACCGCGCCCCUGCCUUUUGUGACCACUGUGGUGAGAUGCUGUUCGGUCUGGUGAGACAAGGGCUGAAAUGUGAUGGUUGUGGGCUUAACUAUCACAAGCGCUGUGCUUUCAGCAUUCCUAAUAACUGCACCGGGGCCAGAAAGAGACGACUGUCCACUACAUCACUGACCAGCAGCCAGUCUCUUCGCCUGUCCACCUCAGAAUCCCUCAGUACUAUUAGCUCCAGCACAACCUCGGAGGAAACACAGCUGAUUCGCUCCCACACACAGAUGCCCCGAACCCCCAGUGAAGCACGCCGAUUUUACACAGGUCGACCAGUUCACCUGGAUAAGAUCUUGAUGAGUAAAGUGAAGGUGCCGCACACAUUUGCAGUUCACUCCUACACUCGACCCACCGUCUGCCAGUACUGCAAGCGGCUGCUCCGGGGUCUGUUCCGCCAGGGCCUGCAGUGUAAAGACUGCAAAUUCAACUGUCACAAACGCUGUGUGUACAAAGUGCCUCAUGACUGUCUCGGGGAAACUAUUGGAGCAGAUGUUUUAAGUCCAAAUGCAGACCCAGAGGUGCCGAUGGACUACAGCAGUGAGUACACUGACUCUGAGAAGUCCUCGCUGAUGGACGACUCUGACGAGACCUGCAGCAUCCCCGGCUCCUUUUCUCCUGACAACAGCCCCGAUGGAGCCAGUGGAGACCAGAGUGCUAAUAUCCCCCUGAUGAGAGUGGUGCAGUCAGUGAGGCAGACCACACGCCGCUCCAGUACAGCCAUUAAAGAAGGAUGGAUGGUGCAUUACAGCAACAAGGAUACGCUGAGGAAGCGACACUAUUGGCGUCUGGACUGCAAGUGCAUUAUCUUAUUCCAGAAUGACACAACCAACAAAUACUACAAGGAAAUUCCUCUUUCUGAGAUUUUAGAAGUGCGUCCAGCAGAAGAUUUCACGCUGGUGCCCACAGGGGCCAAUCCGCACUGCUUUGAGAUGGUAACGGGUACCAUGCGCUACUUUGUGGGAGAGAAUCUUAACCCUUUCCCCUUCCAAUCAUCCGGCACACCAGGCAACGUUUCUUCCAACAGUGUGGCGCCAAAUAGUGGAGUAGGCUGGGAAGUUGCCAAAUCCUGGGAGAACGCUAUACGGCAGGCCCUUAUGCCUGUGAUCUUCCAGGAUAAUCCACCAGCUGAAGGAAACUGUCCUCACAGACAGGCAUCGGUCAGCAUCUCUGUGUCCAACAGUCAGAUUCAGGAGAAUGUGGACAUAGGCAUGGUAUAUCAGAUAUUUGCUGAUGAGGUUCUGGGUUCUGGCCAGUUUGGAGUGGUGUAUGGGGGUAAACACAGGAAAACUGGACGGGAUGUAGCAGUGAAAGUGAUCGACAAACUCCGCUUUCCCACCAAACAGGAAAGUCAGCUUAGGAAUGAGGUGGCUAUACUGCAGAGUCUGCGCCACCUGGGCAUAGUGAAUCUGGAGUGUAUGUUUGAAACUCCGGAGAAGGUGUUUGUGGUGAUGGAGAAGCUGCAUGGAGACAUGCUGGAGAUGAUCCUGUCCAGUGAGAAGGGCCGGCUCCCUGAGAGACUCACCAAGUUCCUCAUCACACAGAUUUUAGCUGCCUUAAGGCAUCUGCACUUUAAGAACAUUGUGCACUGUGACCUGAAACCUGAAAACGUUCUGCUGGCCUCUGCAGAACCAUUUCCACAGGUGAAGCUGUGUGACUUUGGCUUUGCGCGGAUUAUUGGUGAAAAGUCAUUCCGGCGCUCUGUGGUGGGCACGCCAGCCUACUUGGCUCCAGAGGUGUUGCUGAAUCAGGGUUACAACCGCUCUUUGGACAUGUGGUCAGUUGGGGUCAUUAUGUAUGUCAGUUUGAGUGGGACCUUCCCCUUUAAUGAGGAUGAAGAUAUCAAUGACCAGAUCCACAACGCUGCCUUCAUGUACCCACCCAACCCCUGGAAACAGAUCUCUCCUGACGCUACUGACCUCAUUAAUAACUUGCUUCAAGUGAAGAUGAGAAAACGUUACAGUGUGGACAAAAGUCUCAGUCAUUCAUAUUUACAGGACUAUCAGACUUGGCUUGAUCUGCGGGAACUGGAGUCUAAGCUCGGGGAACGGUACAUUACACACGAGAGCGACGAUGUUCGCUGGCAGAUGUUUGCUCAAGAGCACACGUUAUCCUACCCAGCCAACCUACGCGCUGCACUCUCUCCAUACGAUGAUGACCAGGUGGCAGCGGAAAUGCAGGGCUUAACAGAGCGAGUCAGCAUCCUCUGAGGAGGAGGGGGGACUUGGUUGGUGGGGUGGGAGAUACUUAACUGUUUUAGGAAAUGUUUUGUGUAGCUUUUGUAUGGUUGUAUUUUGGAACAGUGCCCUCUACAUCUGUAUAUAGUCACUGAAGACAGACGACAGGAUCACACCCCUGCCAUAUAAAAUGAGAGAGAGACAGAGAAUAAUGCAGUAAAGGUAGAAAUAAAAUGGAUAAUUGUUACAUAUCAAGAGAUUCCUAUAUGACUGAUCUUUCCUUAGUUUAAAAUUAAGGGUGGGACAACAUAUCAAUAGCAUGAUAUAUUGUGUCUUUUUUGCGAUACAUUAUUAAUACUUGCAUAAAAUAUGGAUAUUUUUACUAAAACAUAUUCAUAUUGAAACAAGCUCUUAAAUCCCUAAGACUCGCCCCCUGUAGACUUACUAAAGUUACUGAUUCAUUACUCCAUGUGGUGGCGCUAUAAACAAAUGAAUAGGGUUAACCUGUGGUGAAGAAUAUUGGUUGUUAAAUUCUGUGAAACUGACACCAAUGAAUCCAUAAUUCCUGGUAUUUGAUUAUUCUCUAUUAUUUUUAUCCUCUUCAGUAACACAGAUGCUGUGAAGUAUCGUAGAGAAUUGUCUGAGAUUUUGUAAGGUGCCCUGUGAUUCCCACCCCUAAUUAUAAUACCCAGCAGUUAAUAGUAAUGCAUGGCGCUUAAAGAUAUGAGAAAAGAUAAAAUCAUGCAGUUUUUUUUAUUAUUAUGUCAACUCUUUCAUUUAAUUCAUUACUCUCUUAAUCACUUCAUAUUGAUGGUGAGCAUUUUGUCAGAGCAUGGAAAACUUUCACUUAAUUUUAUUAAAAGAUUACAUUUCUUCACUUGCUCAAUUUUGCUCAGUUUUACGUAUGGAUAAAUAAGUAGAUCCUGACGUUGCAAACUGGGGGGUUGAAUUUAAAAUUAGAAGAAAAAAUACAGUGAUUCAUUUUGUUCACCUGUAAUGUUUUUGAACAGUUUUGUUAAUGGUGACCUAACUGGGUUUUUCCUGUGGGUUUUAAAUAACAGACUAGCCAAACUCCCUGAUGCAUCAAGGGAUGUAAUGAUGGGGAUGUAACUAAGCAUGACUUUGACCUGAUUAUUGCUAUGAAGUAUAUUUUGUACACAUGUUUAACAUUAGUAAAGCUGAUGUGGUUCAUGUUGUCCCAGCACAUGUAAUAAACAGUGGUUUAGAAAAGCUG